AUGUCAACUCAUAAGGGUUUUUGCCUGUGCCAAGCCGUUCAGUACGAAAUCACCCUGCCCGGCGAAGGAGAACAGCAGCUGUAUAGUAUCUGCCACUGCAAGAACUGCCAGAAGGGAGGCGGAUCACCCUUCACGGCGAACUUCCUUCUGCCCGCCAAGAACAUGAAGCUCACGAAAGGCAUGGAAGGCACCGACGUCAAGUCUUACUCGAUGACCCAGACAACGACGGGUACCCCGAUGACUAGGUACUUCUGCCCCGUUUGCGGCUCGACGCUAUACGGCAAGUUAGCAGCAAACAACGCGGUUGUGAUCAUACAGACGGGCUCGCUUGACGAUCCCAUUGACGCGGUCAUGCAACCGACGCAGGAGAUCUUCUCCCUGGACCGCAGGGAAUGGCUCAAGCCAUUGGACGGCACAAAGCAAGUGGAAAAGUGGUUCGAGUGA
Coniophora puteana RWD-64-598 SS2 is the source of this 444-nucleotide messenger RNA. RefSeq names its product glutathione-dependent formaldehyde-activating GFA. Gene Ontology annotation, molecular function: carbon-sulfur lyase activity. The transcript is spliced from 2 exons. Bases 1 to 444 code for a protein of 147 amino acids. Lineage: Eukaryota; Fungi; Basidiomycota; Agaricomycetes; Boletales; Coniophoraceae. The record is from RefSeq and is a predicted model, not a curated record.